This is a messenger RNA of Spinacia oleracea (spinach), 863 nucleotides long. RefSeq names its product CEN-like protein 2. Lineage: Eukaryota; Viridiplantae; Streptophyta; Magnoliopsida; Caryophyllales; Amaranthaceae. Gene Ontology annotation, biological process: vegetative to reproductive phase transition of meristem; negative regulation of flower development. The transcript is spliced from 4 exons. Bases 68 to 643 code for a protein of 191 amino acids. Gene Ontology annotation, cellular component: nucleus; cytoplasm. The record is from RefSeq and is a predicted model, not a curated record.
UUCAUGAUCCACCCUACAAGAAGUAUAUGUCUAUAGCUCUAUAUAUAUACCUAUAUAAUCUCUAACAAUGAAAAUAUUUCUCCUUCUCUACUCUCUCUACAAAAUGGCAAAAUUAAAUCCCCUUGUUAUUGGAAGAGUGGUUGGAGAUAUUAUAGACCAUUUUAACCCAAGUGUGAGAAUGUGUGUCACUUACAAGAAAAAGCAAGUUUACAAUGGUCAUGAAUUACUUCCUUCUUCUGUCACCAUUAAACCUAGGGUUCAAGUUCUUGAUGGUGACUUAAAAUCAUUUUUUACCUUGAUCAUGACGGAUCCAGAUGUUCCUGGGCCAAGUGAUCCUUAUCUUAAAGAGAAGUUACACUGGAUCGUCACAGAUAUUCCAGGCACAACGGAUUCUACUUUUGGGAAAGAGAUAGUGAGCUAUGAGUUGCCGAAUCCAAACAUAGGCAUUCACAGGUUUGCGUUCAUCCUGUUCGAGCAGAAGGGUAGGGCUAGUGUCGUAGCACCGAGCACUCGAGAACGAUUCUGCACCAAGACCUUUGCUGAACAGAACCAGCUACGCCUUCCUGUUGCUGCUGUCUACUUCAAUUGCCAAAGAGAAACAGCUGCUCGAAAACGCUCGCUGCUCGAAAACGCUAGCUGCUAAUCUUCCCUGGACUUGAAGCCAAUUAAUAAAUGGUAAGGGAAACAGCUGCUCGAAGACGCUAGCUGGUAUCAAUCGAUCAUGCACUCUUUUAUUUGGUUAUAAAUAAGACUGCUGUUUUUGAAGAAGAAUUGAAGAAAGUUGAGUAUUUAUCUUACUCGAUCGUAUGUAGUUAUGGUUGACCAUGAUCUUUCCAAUUAAUAAUAUUUACUCAUAAUUGCUA